Molecule: messenger RNA, 1826 nt
Organism: Nothobranchius furzeri (turquoise killifish)
Lineage: Eukaryota; Metazoa; Chordata; Actinopteri; Cyprinodontiformes; Nothobranchiidae
Source: RefSeq, a predicted model, not a curated record
AUGGGAGACUCUUUUGCACACAAGAGUUACUCUUCAGCUCUGGUUAAAGAUUCAGAGACUUAUAUUAGCAUGGAACAACCGCAUUUGUCAGAGAAUCGUGGUUUAGUUUCAGCAACCAAACGGAAAGCCGUUUCAGACCCUGGACCUCCCACAAGAAGGAUUAAGGUUUCUGAUGAAGGCAAACUCUCUGCAAAGAACCAGAAGAUUACACAAAUUGACAAAUUCACAAAGAAAUCCAUUUCCUUUGAUGUUGAGGGAUCUGAAAAUCCAGACAAGGAAUGCAGAUAUUUGGUUCCUGCGAAAGGAUCGUCUUCUGCCAAAAGGAAAGCUGUUUUUCAUCACGAACCUCCCACAAAACGGUCUAGGGUUUCAGGUGAAGGCAGCGUCUCCAGACAUAACCUGGAUGAGACAUCCAGAGUCUCAAAGAGGUCACUCUCACCAGAUGGUGAGGGAUCUGGAAGUCCAGCAAAGAGAAUCAGACUGUCUGAUUCUGAGAGUCCCUCGCCUUCAGCCAAAGAUCAGUUCGAGGCAAAAUACGAGCAAAAAGAUCAGCUUGGAAAGGGAGGCUUUGGAUUUGUUUAUGGUGGCUACCGCAGGGCAGACAAUUUACCUGUGGCAAUCAAACAUAUACCAAAGAAAAAUGUAGUCUGGACAGAUACGGACGAGAACGGCCAGCAGCUCAGCAUUGAGGUAGCCGCCAUGCUAAAACUCCAGACAGAAUCAGCUGAUUCGGUGGGGAAGUCCGCUCCAAUUUCCCUCCUGGACUGGUACGAUUUCAACCAGGAACAGAUUCUAGUGUUGGAGAGACCAGUGCCUGCAGUGGACCUCUCACAGUUUAUUAAAAAUAACAAAGAGCCCCUACAGGAGAAUCAGGCUAAAACAAUUAUUAAACAGCUGGUUGAUGCCGUCAAACAUCUGGAGGACACCAACAUCUUCCACAGAGACAUCAAACCACGAAAUAUUCUGAUUGAAACAGGAUCAGAAAUCCCGCGACUGCGACUGAUUGACUUUGGAGUGAGUUGUUUCACCAACACAGAAUAUGAAAACGGCCGGUUCUACGGCACAGCGAAACACGUCCCUCCUGAGUUUAUUUCAGAACGCAUUUAUAAGGCAGGACCAGCAACCGUGUGGCAGGUGGGAGUUGUUCUCUAUGAAAUGCUCCACGAAAGUUUUUUUGACUCAAAAAAGUUUUUCAGUAACAAACUCAGAAUCAGGACGGACCUCUCUCCAUACUGUACGAACUUCCUAAAGAGCUGUUUCUGUAUAAACCCAUGGUGGCGUCCCACCUUAAAGCAGCUCCAGCGUGACCCUUGGCUUUGGUUAAACAGAAACUAAAAUCUUCAAAGCUCUGGACCCAAUUCAACCGGCACCAAGCUAGAUCCCUCCUAACUCAGACACCCCUCAACCCCUAACAGAGUCACCUAUCAUCUCCUACAUUUCCCUCAACCCACUGCAGGACUGAGCCCAAAAAAAGGCCCUGGCAGUGCACCAUAACUGUUUAUAUGAUAGGAUAUGCAAAGGCACACAACACCCCAGAGAAUCAGCAUGUUGUGUUAGUAACCAGAAAGAGGAAAAUAAACAGCUGGAUCAAGAAAAGUCUGUCAAACCCGACCCAGAGAAGAAAGUUGAGGUGAUUCCUGCACUUCUCCCUCUGGAAAACCAGCGGAAACGUCAGACAACGAAGGGAACAUCCUUCAAAAGGAAACAGGAGAGAGAAAGUUAGUCAGCGAGAAAAUGUUAGAAAAAAUAUAAAUUCUCAAGCAGCAGGUGGAAAAAGCCAGAAACCAAAAUCCAAAUGGAAAAUGUUAGAAUGGUUUAGUUCGAAU